Molecule: messenger RNA, 2544 nt
Organism: Camarhynchus parvulus
Lineage: Eukaryota; Metazoa; Chordata; Aves; Passeriformes; Thraupidae
Gene: MSLN
Product: mesothelin
Exons: 20
Coding region: 1-2544 (847 amino acids)
Biological process (GO): cell-matrix adhesion
Cellular component (GO): cell surface
Source: RefSeq, a predicted model, not a curated record
AUGUCAGAGCUGCAUUUUAACCCUGUCUCUUUUCUCCCCCUCCCGGUGCAGUGCUCCAACUCCCCUGUCAAUGAAUCAGCCGUGUGUGCCUCGGUGCAGAGCCUCCCGGACAGGUUCCUUUGUUACCUGAGCCCCGGGGCAGUGGCAAACCUGAGCAGGGAGGAGGCGCUGGGAGUGGCCCAGAGGCUGGGGAGGAGCUGCCCCUGGAGCAAGGAGAUGCCCGGAGCCUCCCUGGAGCUGCAGGUGGCCUCCUCCCUGCUGAGGAAUUUGGAGGAUUUCUCCCCAGCCGUGCUGGCAGGCCUGGGCCAGGCUGCCCUGGGGCUCUCAGUGUCCAGAAUCCAGAGGAACAUCCCAGAGGAGGACCUGGAGGCAGCUCUGCCUGCCCUGGGCAGAGUCCAGGGCUGGAGGAAUGAGCAGGCCAGGGCUGUGGUGAACAAACUGCUCCAGUCUGGCUACCAGAUCCUGGAUGGUCAGAGCCUGGCAGAGCUGGGCACUUUGGUGGGUGGCCUCAACAGCAGCGCUCUCUGGAGUUUGUCCCCAGAGGUUGUCCUGGAGGCCAUCCAGCUGCCAGCCUUUGCCCAGCACGUGGACACUCUGCCCUGCGCUCUGAAAAGGAUCCUGGUGGAAAAGGUUUCCUCCAGUGUUGCCCGCCCUGCUGAGCUGGUUAGACUCAUUCCCAGCACCCUGGCCAGCUCCAUCCCGAAAUCCCUGCUGGUUUUUGGGGAAGAGAUGCCAAACCUGCAGGAUCUCAACAACAAACCAUGGACCAGAGAGCAGGCUGCCAUGUUCUUCAGUGAUGUGGUGAAGGCAGAGCCUGACCUCAGCAGGCUGUCCCAGUCUGUGCUCCAGGGCUUCACCUGUGCAGCUGCCGGCGCUGUGGGGGCAGAAAGGUUCCAGGAGCUGGCCAGAGUCAUGAGGAAGAAGGAGGUCAGGCUGGGCCAGGACCAGCUGAGCUGCUUGCUGAGGAUGGUGACUCUGCAUGGGAUUCCCCAGGACUGGGACACUUAUCCCCAAGACCUGCUGCUGUUUUUAAGCCCCUCAGACUAUGCAGGGAACUGCAGCCAGUUCUUCAUCAACGUUGGGAAGGCAAAUGAGGAUGUUCUGCCCAGAGAGGCCCCUCAGAGGCAGCAGCUGCUCCUGGAGGCUCUGGAGUGUCUGGGAAUUCCUGGCACACAAAUAAAUCAGACAAACGCUGAGAUGCUGGGCUGGCUGGUGUGUGAGCUGGAUGGGGACUACAUCAGGAGUUCUGGGGGCACUUUGCUGAAGGAUUUGAGCCAGUGUGGAUCUUUCCUGCCCGAGCAAGAAGAGGCCAUCAGGGACGUCCUCAGCAGUGGCAACACCAUCUUUGGGCCUCCUUCGGCGUGGUCAGCCUUCACCCUGAGCGAGCUGAGCGGGCUGAUCCCCGUGCUGGGUCCCAGCAUCCUGCAGCAGAUCCCCAAGAAAGCUGUGACCACCUGGCUGAGGAACUUUGCCUGGGAUUCCCACCUGUCCAGGGAGGAGGUGGCCACCGUCGUUGGGGGGCUCUUGCCCCGCCGGCACAAGCGAGCGGAGGGUUGCCCAGCUGACCUGGAGAUAACAAAGACAAUGCUGGAUGAUGAGCUGAUGCCUACCAACUACAUGCCUGAGGAGCUCCUGCGUGCCUGCCUCCAGAACAUCUCCGUGGAAAAUGACCUCUACCUGGAAAAUGAGCUCUCCAAAAUCCUCACCUACCCCUUCAGCAACCCCCAGCUGGCUGUGCUGAAGGAAUACCUGGACAAGAGGUAUCCUGAUGGUUAUCCUGAAAAAGUGCUCUCUGCGGUGGGCCCUCUGCUCCCCCUGCUCAGCCCAGAGGAGAUCUCCACCUGGAAUAUGACAGGUGACACCCUGGCUGCUCUCCUGAAAACUCAGCCCUCGGAUUCCCUGGCCUCAGCAGUAAUCAAACGCUAUGUGGAGCUGGGCAAUGCCCUGAAUGCCACGGCCCUGGAUGCCAUUGGCACCAAGUACGUGUGCCUGCUGAAUGCCACCGAGCUGAAGGCCAUCAACCCCUCCAGCCUCAAACUGGCGUCUCUGAAUCCUUCAGCCUGUUCACAGGAGACAAAGAACAUCUUGUACCAGAAAGCCAAAGAAGCUUUCUCUGACCAGCACCAUUCACCUGCUUACUAUGAGUUGAUUUUACCUUACUUGGGGGGGGCUCCUGCUGCAGAUCUGAAGGUUCUCAGCAAGGACGACGUGAACAUGAACAUGAGCACCUUUGUGACCUUGAGGAGAGACUCUCUGAUGCUCCUGACGCCCGGGGAGGUGCAGGGGCUGCUGGGGGUGCAGCUGCCCGAGCUGGCCCAGUGGCAGAGCAGGGCCCCGGUGCGGGAGUGGCUGGCGCUGCAGAAGCAGUCGGAGCUGGACAAGCUCAACAUCGGCCUCACGGGGGGCGUGCAGGAGGGAUACAUCAACCUCGUCACCCCCAAAUUCCCAGCAAUGUCCUCAGCCCCUCUGGGCACCGUGGCCAUGGUGUUCCACCUCCUGCCUGCCCUGCUCCUCAGCUUCCUCACGGUGUCCAUCCUCUCUUGA